Messenger RNA from Radiomyces spectabilis, 1600 nucleotides. RefSeq names its product mitochondrial carrier domain-containing protein. The record is from RefSeq and is a predicted model, not a curated record. The coding region runs from base 141 to 1484 and encodes 447 amino acids. Gene Ontology annotation, molecular function: L-ornithine transmembrane transporter activity. Lineage: Eukaryota; Fungi; Mucoromycota; Mucoromycetes; Mucorales; Radiomycetaceae. The transcript has 6 exons. Gene Ontology annotation, biological process: mitochondrial L-ornithine transmembrane transport.
UAGGGAUCGAAAAUACCAGCGAAGGAGAUGGAUCUCCACAUCUGGUGGCUUAGUCCGAUAAUUAAGGUUUCAGCGGCGCGAGGAAGGGUCAGGGGGAACAAAGUGCUGUGCUGUGCCUCCCGUCCUAACUUGUCCUGGCGAUGUCUUCGUCGCCAUCUGCGAUCAAGACCACAACACCUGCACCGAUUACACCAUGUUCUUCGUCAACAUCAGCCCAGCCGGCUGGCAUGACAAAACGGAACCUGGGUUUCGCUUUUUCAGCCUUUACACCGACCAACUACCCGACUGUUCCAUACUCCACCGUAUUGAGUAAGAGAAAAAAGGCAAAAGAUGCAACAUCCGUAGGUGGAUCCACCGCCAUUGCCCGAACUAUUAUUAUGCAGAGUUUGUAUUUAUUUUACAGAACCCCUGUCAAGCUGUUCCGGCCAUUGCGUGUUGACUAUCUUAUUAUGGCGAGAGCGUUGAUGCCAGUAGAUGACAAAACAAGCAAACGAUUCUCAUUCCGCUAUACAUCCAUUGGUAUGAUUACCCAUGCUGUAAAAACAAAAGGGUGGAACUUUAUACCUCGACAUAUCUUGCCGCCUUUGCUUGCGAAUACCAUGAUCGGAACCGUAUUAUACACGACGUACAUCGUCUCACUCCCAUUAUUCCAUUCUCCCUGCGCAUACCAACUCCAUCGACCUUUUCCUCCGCCCCCCUUUUCGUCCGUAUUUCUCGCAGGUUGUCUCGCUGGUGCAGCUCAAUCUAUAGUAGCGACCCCACUCGACUCGCUCAAAGUACGUUUUGAAGUCAGCGACCUAUUGGAAGGCAAGCAUCGAUCCAUGUAUCAAUUUGCCAAAUCGACAUUGAAAGAGCUUGGCCUUGCUAGUGCUUACAGAGGCUUCACACUAACGUUAAUGAGGGAUUCGCUGGCUUGUGGACUGUUUUUCGCUACAUUUGAAUGGGUCAAACAGCAAGGUUAUUACUAUUUUUUGGAUGAAAUGUAUCAUCUGAAAGUGGAUUCUACCAAGACGUUGAGCGAUUUAGAGAGUGGAUGGAAUGACAUUAUCCAUUCCUCGAGUCACGAGCAAGAAACGGCGAUACCAGAGACUGGUGUGAAAAAGGAACGUCCGCCUCUGCUGUUGGAACCCAUGUUCGUCAUUUUGGCGGGCGCUGCCGCGGCCAUUGCUUACCAGGUGAUUGAUCAUCCGUUUUCGAGAAUUCACAGUAUUUUUUACAUUGCCGAAGGCCAGUCAGAGUUUGCUCAUAAAUCCUCGCGCGAACCGGUGCGGAAACUUUAUGCGCGCACUUGGGAGCAAUGUAAAAUUCAAAUGAGGCUUCACAACGGAAGUUGGCGAAAAUUUUUGUAUCAUGAAUUCGGCAGCACCGUGCUCAAAGUGGUGCCUGCAACAAGUAUCGGGUUCCUGGUAUUUGAACUAGUCAAGCGCGAAGUUGACUUUCGCAGGCUCGAUUUUGACGCCAUCACUGAUGCAAUGCAGGACUAAAUUUACUUGAAGUCGGCUUAUAGGGUCCAUUAGCUAUGGAUAUAAAAUGAUGUAACAAUGUAUAAAAGAAACAAAGCUAAUGCUAUGUACAAAACAAAUAAAAUUUUUAAUUUACA